Nematolebias whitei (Rio pearlfish) is the source of this 408-nucleotide messenger RNA. Its product is annotated as arrestin domain-containing protein 2-like. NCBI's taxonomy places the organism in Eukaryota, Metazoa, Chordata, Actinopteri, Cyprinodontiformes, Rivulidae. The transcript is spliced from 2 exons. The record is from RefSeq and is a predicted model, not a curated record. The coding region runs from base 148 to 408 and encodes 86 amino acids.
GUGGGCAGGACGCGCUCCUUGUCGCUGGUGUCAAACGGAGUGGGCAGCCCUGAGGACUUUAUAAACACCGAGCUCCCACUCAGCGGCAUUUCGGUCAGAAAGGAGCAGGAAGCGUGUUUCUGUGGAAGUCCUCGUCCGGUCGGAAUUAUGUCACUGAGCUCCAUCAAGUCUUUCACCCUGGAGCUGGAUGGUCCUGCAGAUGCAGCGUUCACGUUUGGGGAGGUGGUGUCCGGCCAGGUGGUCCUGGAGCUCCACAGGGACACCCGAGUCCUCUCCAUGAAGGUGCAGGGGAGAGGGGUGGCCACGGCACACUGGCUGGAGAACCGCGGCAUGAACUCCGUCUACAACGACUACACCUCCAAGAUCACCUACUUCAGGAAGAGACAGCAUCUGAUCAGAGGUCAGUGA